AUGCUUCCCACUCGUAUGCUCCGCAUGGCGCCCACACGGGCUUUCUUCUCCCCUGCCCCUAAGCAGGCUCACAGCGCCCACACCAUCUCCCAGCGUCUGCGCCAACUGAAGCAGAUUCCCCCGGAGUUGCUCCCUCUCGGAUUCGUCUUGCUUGUUGCCGUUUCUGCCGCCGGUUACUCCGGCGUCCGCAAGUUCAUGACGGACAAGACCCUGCGUAUCUACCGCAACAGCCCCGAGAGCCGCGAGGAGCACUAA
Messenger RNA from Penicillium taxi, 255 nucleotides. RefSeq lists its product as uncharacterized. The transcript is spliced from 5 exons. Bases 1 to 255 code for a protein of 84 amino acids. The record is from RefSeq and is a predicted model, not a curated record. Lineage: Eukaryota; Fungi; Ascomycota; Eurotiomycetes; Eurotiales; Aspergillaceae.